AUGCUCUCCUCGGUUGUUCAUAAGGGAGGUAAGAGGCUCCUUCCCAACACGGUGGCCGCCUCUAGAGGGCUCUUCGCUGCUUCUGCGCCUCGCUUCACAUGGACUGAGAUUUGGUGGGAGCAUGACCCGACCCCCAAGGUGGCCCAGUAUAGACCUUAUGUAUGCACUGUGGAGUCUGGCAAGGUCUAUUGGUGGUGCGCCUGUGGUGAGUCCAAGACACAGCCAUGGGUUGAUGGUCAUUGUAAAUGCUCAAAGAGGGAAGGGGGUUUCCGUCCCCGUCGUUGGGAGCCCGAGCACGAUGGUGUUCGCCUUUUCUGCGGCUGCAAGUCCUGCUUCAGCUCCCCCACUUGGAACGGUGGUUGCUUCACCAAAUGGAUGCAGUCGAACCCCGCUGGUGGUAUGCUCUACUGCUUCGCGGCUGCCUUUGGUUUCGGCACGCUGACGGUACUUCCUGAUGACGACGACAAAGCAGCCUCGUCAGCUCUAAUAGACCUAGUCGUUCGCCCUGGCGCCGAAUACGAUACUCCAGAGUCUGGCAUUCCUCUAGGGCUGUACGAAACUGGAAUUGACGGUGUGUUGGCAGUCGAGCACGACCGGAAGACCAUCAAAGUGGCGACGACCAUCGAACAGGAUGGGCCCCACUGGAUCUGUAUUGGUCUGUCGAGGAAUGGCCGAUGGACUCCUACUGAGGUCUCGCUAGCUCUGAGGUACGGUGGUGAUGCUGCUGACUUUACUCAGCUGGCUAGAAGAGAUCAUUUAGAUGAUACUCAAGUACAACUGUACCGCGUACAGGUUAUCUUGAGAGAGUACCAUAAGACGUUAUUCUAUAUGAGGGAGAGGGAUGAACGGAUGCGGCAAACCACAGAGAGCACGUCAUCGAGGUUGGUGGCAUUCUGCUUGCUGAAUGCUGGUGUCGUUAUCACUGUGGCGGGACUGCAAAUACUCUAUUACAGGCGCUAUUUCACUCGUAAGAAGAUGAUCUGA
This is a messenger RNA of Perkinsus marinus ATCC 50983, 984 nucleotides long. RefSeq names its product Transmembrane emp24 domain-containing protein 10 precursor, putative. NCBI's taxonomy places the organism in Eukaryota, Perkinsozoa, Perkinsida, Perkinsidae. Bases 1 to 984 code for a protein of 327 amino acids. The record is from RefSeq and is a predicted model, not a curated record. The transcript has 12 exons.